This is a messenger RNA of Daldinia caldariorum, 3483 nucleotides long. RefSeq names its product ras GEF. Lineage: Eukaryota; Fungi; Ascomycota; Sordariomycetes; Xylariales; Hypoxylaceae. Gene Ontology annotation, biological process: Ras protein signal transduction; positive regulation of GTPase activity. The record is from RefSeq and is a predicted model, not a curated record. Gene Ontology annotation, molecular function: guanyl-nucleotide exchange factor activity; protein binding. The transcript has 5 exons. The coding region runs from base 1 to 3483 and encodes 1160 amino acids. Gene Ontology annotation, cellular component: plasma membrane.
AUGAAUGGCAUACUAGGUACCGCGCCUCCUGGCACAUUAUAUGUACGAGCACUCUACGAUUACGAGGCCGAUGACCGAACAAGUUUGAGUUUUCAUGAAGGCGAUAUAAUUCAGGUCAUUACCCAGCUAGAAAGCGGAUGGUGGGACGGCGUGAUCAAUGGGGUCCGCGGUUGGUUUCCAAGUAACUAUUGUCAGAUCAUCGAAAACCCCGAAGAGAUUCCCGAGCAUUUGCAGAACGUGGAUGGUGACAAUGGAGAUGACGAGCUAGAGGACCAAGUGGUAUAUGACGAAGACCUCGAGGAUGACAACGAGUCGGAUCAAGAUGACUUAAACGGGUUACCCCUCGAAGGCACGAGGCCAUCGAGAAAAUCUGGCGCCGACUUUUGGAUACCUCAGGCCACGCACGACGGCAGAUUAUUCUAUUACAACACUAUGACUGGAGAGAGUAGCUCAGAGCUUCCGUUAGAAUCGCCGACUUCUUUCAACGAAAAUGGGCCGCGGGAUCGAAUGAACGUAAAUAUGGUCGAGAAAACGCGAGUACCUCCAGAGCUAAUGGCGAGGGGUUUGAUGCAAGAUGAAGAUGAAGACUCGGAAGCAACGUCUGUUUCAGAACUCGAAGGUGAACUGCUCACUAAAAGUUCCAUGAGUUCCUUGCCCUCACGACGUCGUGGCUACGAUAGUGUGGGAGUCUCUCCUUCGCCAUCUAUGGACUCGAUGAAUGGUUCCCAGGGGGGGGUACGAUCACGGGUUGGAACUUACAUUAACACCAACCUACCCAUGUCUUCAGGUGGUUUAGCACCGACGCUGGCUUCCGCAACCUCCUUCACUGGCGCUAGUUUUAACCUUCCCCAAGCAGCCACGAUACCUCGUUCUUUCUUUGACGACGGUAGCGCGCAGCCUUUAUCGUGGAACCUCCUCAUAGCAAAUAUGAAGCGCGCUAUCGACCGCUACCGAGAUGCGAUAAUAAGCAAUAAUCGGUCUGAAUACGUCGCGCGUGCAGAAGAUAUAUCCGAUCAUUUGCGGUUGCUCUUAGCUGCUGGUUCUGGCACUACCGACAACCACUCUGGUCAGCCUUCCAUCAUCUCGACGAAUAAGGCGCUAUAUCCUCACUUCCGAGACAUGAUGUCAAAGUUUUCUAAACUUGUCAUAUCUUCUCAUAUAGCCGCAGCUGAUUGGCCGAAUGCUGAGUCUGUGCAAAAGUGUAUGCAAGAAGCCGACGGUGUACUCGGUGGAGUUUUUAGCUUUGUUGAAGUCGCGAGACAGCAGAGAGGCGAAGAGAUCCCACGGUUAUUUCCUGGGUUUGUCAUAGGCAGCACAACCGGAGGAAGCUGGCAAAACAAUGGACUUGGUCCCCGCGACCCUAUCACAUCAAAUUUCUUGGAGGACGAUGAGGCUUACGCCGAGCCAUCCGCGAUACUAGAUGGGAACCUUCUCGAAAGGCUUGAUGAAUAUAAGAGGAUGCUAGUCUCUAGCAUCAGGGAGCUGGAAAAAUAUCUCGGUUUAUCUGACAAGAUUGUGUCGCCAUAUAAGCAUGAGCUCAUCGGUAACAACGUCUGCAUUGCGGGCGGGAAAGUUCUAGACAUGUUCAAGCCUUGGGUUACGAUGAUUGAAUCUAUUGACCUUUCAUCGCUAGAAAAUACGUUUCAGACGCCUCAGCUUGCCGACUUUAGCACCUAUAAACAAAGCCUUUACGACAAUAUAUCGGACCUUAUAUUAGGAUGUCAGGCUGUUGCCGGUCCCUUAGGUGAUGAAUGGUCUGAGGUUCGAGGGGAGUCAUUGGAAGGCAGGCUUGAGUAUGUCAGGCAGUGUGCGAGGACUCUGGAAACGAAUUCUUCCCACAUUUGCUUUUCCCUCCAGCUCCUCUCUGAACAGGUCCAAUUUAGUCUUCAGCAGCAGCAUGAAGCUCUCAUGCAGGAAGAUGGCCUACAGAGAGGACCGCAUAGAAGAGACCCGAUGUUAUCUUCCAAUUCGAUGCAUAUUCGCUCGGACUCGGACUACCUCCUCGCGAACAUCAGACCUCCUCUUAUAUCUUCAGCCUCCUAUCCUGAAGAGACCACCAACUUCCCUAGGAAGGCCGGUAACUUGUCCAAGGUCGCGAAGCUAUUGGGAGAGAAUUCUAUUGCUCCGCCCGUCGUCCAACCAGUCGAGGAAACGCCACCGUUCCUACGGCUUGACCUUGAGAAUGACCUGUCCUGGGAUCUCAAGGCACCCCAGCCGGCAGUCAAGGGUGGCUCAUUGUUGGCAUUGGUUGAACAACUCACGAGACACGACAAGUCUGAUUUCAGUUUCAAUAACACGUUCCUUUUAACAUAUAGGUCUUUCACCACGGCUCGAGAAUUAUUCGAGCUUCUAGUCAAGCGCUUCAAUAUUCAACCACCAGAAGGAUUGAGUAAUACCGAUUAUGAGAUGUGGAGAGACCGGAAGCAAAAGCUGAUCCGAUUCCGCGUGGUGAAUAUCAUUAAGACUUGGUUCGAAAAUUUCUGGAUGGAGGAGCCGACCGAUGAAACGAGGCAACUGAUCCGCGAUGUAUACGCAUUUGCAAGGGAUACUGUCAAAUCUACGGAGACUCCCGGCGCCAAUAACCUCAUGGCCGUCCUAGACCAACGACUCAGUGGCAAAGAAAUAUCAUCCAAACGUAUGAUACAAACAUUUAACAACAAUGUUCCGCCGCCGAUCAUGCCCAAGAAUAUGAAAAAGCUGAAAUUCCUCGACAUCGACGUCACUGAAUUCGCCCGUCAGCUAACAAUCAUCGAGUCUAAGCUAUAUGGCAAGAUCAAACCAACAGAAUGCCUCAACAAGACAUGGCAGAAGAAGGUGGGCGAAAACGAACCCGAACCUGCACCGAAUGUGAAAGCACUCAUUUUACAUUCAAAUCAAAUGACAAACUGGGUUGCCGAGAUGAUCCUGGCUCAGAUGGAUGUGAAGAAGCGAGUGAUCGUCAUAAAGCAUUUCGUCUCAGUUGCUGAUAAAUGCCGGAGCCUUAAUAACUUUUCCACUUUGACGUCGAUUAUCUCUGCUCUAGGCACCGCCCCCAUCGCACGUCUAAAGAGAACCUGGGAUCAGGUGCCAGCCCGGACUCAAGCUGUUCUGGAGACGAUGCGCCGUCUAAUGGCGAGUACGAAGAAUUUUGGCGAGUAUAGAGAGGCUUUGCAUGCUGCAAAUCCGCCAUGCAUUCCUUUCUUCGGUGUAUAUCUCACCGAUCUCACUUUCAUUGAGGAUGGUAUUCCUUCUAUUAUUAAGAAGACGAAUAUGAUUAAUUUUGCCAAGCGUGCGAAGACGGCGGAAGUUAUCCGUGACAUUCAGCAAUAUCAGAAUUCGCCUUACUCACUUCAGCCCGUGCCGGAAUUACAAGAUUAUAUCUUGAGCAACAUGCAAGCAGCUGGGGAUGUACAUGAGAUGUAUGACAAGAGUUUGAACGUGGAACCACGUGAGCGUGAAGACGAAAAGAUCGUGAGGGUCCUGGCUGAGUCUGGCUUCCUAUGA